This is a messenger RNA of Varanus komodoensis (Komodo dragon), 2094 nucleotides long. RefSeq names its product SWI5 dependent homologous recombination repair protein 1 (gene SFR1). Gene Ontology annotation, cellular component: Swi5-Sfr1 complex. The record is from RefSeq and is a predicted model, not a curated record. The transcript is spliced from 3 exons. Bases 1087 to 1785 code for a protein of 232 amino acids. Gene Ontology annotation, biological process: double-strand break repair via homologous recombination; positive regulation of DNA-templated transcription. Lineage: Eukaryota; Metazoa; Chordata; Lepidosauria; Squamata; Varanidae.
GUGAGCAGGACGGCGCUCUGGACUGGUCGAGUUGUGGCUCUGGCCGGCUCCCCGAGAAGGCGCUCCAGUCCCGCCACCACCGGCGUUGGGAUUUGUGGUGUUAUGGUUAAUAGGGCUGGCAAAACAGCGUAGGAGGAAUCGCAGCGGUUGGACGGUGUAUCCACUCCAGCGAAAACAUUGGUCAGAUUAGGAAAGCUUGACUAAAUUACAGGAGGCAGCUGUUCUCCUUCAGCGGGCGGGAAUUCAACGGCUGCCUUUAUAUAGCGGGAGUGGGCAACUUUCCACAUCAUUCCUCGCUGUUGUCUCUACCGGUUGGAUCUGAUGAGAAACCCUAAUCCAACAGUACCUAGAAGAUGAAAAAUGUUCUGCUUAUCCUUCAGCUGUCGUUAUGUAGCUGUGCUAGUAUGGUUCCCCCCAGGUGUUCACUAUGCCCACCAGAAAAGCAUUUAGUGACCAUUAGUAUUGCUCUUGUCUUUUCAUCCUAUUGAGGACUGUAUUCCUUUUUGUAAACUAUCAUGGGACUUUUACUGAAUCAUGGUAUAGAAAAAUUUUAAAUACAUACAUUCGUAUCAGCCAUGUUGUGAAUCCUCUCCCAGGCCGUUGGCUAUGCUGCCUGGCUGAUGUGGCCAAAACAUUUGGAGAACAAGUUGUGGGAUGACUGAAAUAGGUUGACUCCCCCUUGAGGUGUUUCUUGUACAUAUGCCUGAUUAUCAAAGUGACAGACCCUAGCUCCAGCAACACAAUCCACAAGGAUGUUUUAUCUAAAACUAAUAAUACGAAUGGUUUUUCACUUGCAAUUUAUAAAUAGGGCUAUACAUUAUGUUUGCAUGCAGUAAGUUGUAAAACUAGUGUGUAUUACACACAGUUUGCAAUACCAGCUUGCAUUUUUGGUAAGGGUAGUCAAAUUUGCUAGCUAUUAUGUCUCAAAUUGCUUAUGAGGUCUGUCAACACCUGACUUCCCAAUUUUGGUCAAGAGGUAGGCUGUCUGGAGCUCUAAACAGAGCAUAUGAAAAUAUUAGUCAAAUAGAGGCUGUCUGGUUAAAAGAUUCUCAUUUUCUAAUUCCAGCAAAUUAGUCCAUUCUCAAAAUGGAAAUACCUGUAAACAAAUCUGCCUCAUUAUGCUCCACUCCAGAGAACUGUGAGAUGUCUACUAAAAGCAGUAGCAGCUCAUCAGGAAAACAGCAAAUGAGUGCAAGUCUUCGAGAACGCUUAAAGAAAGCAAGACGGUCCUUUAAUCCAAUUUUUAUGGUACCAAAGCGUCUCAAAAUAGAGGAAGACAAUAGCUCCAGUGAUUGUGAACACAGGACUUUGCCUAAAGGAGAACCAUAUUCCACAUUACAAGAUGAGGGGAAACACUUGGAAAAAGUUAGUGAUGGAACCAUGUGUUUGAAUAGUGCUAUACCUGAGAAAGAGCCCUGUACAUUUGAAUAUAGUGAAUGUAAUAAAACAACACAGAAUUCUUCAGAAAUGUUGUUAGAAACAGAUUGCAGGCAAAGGAAACUAUUGGAGGAAAAAAUGACUUUAGUAAAGCAGAUUCAGGAAAAGGAAGAUCUUCUUCGAAGACUUAAACUAGUAAAGAUGUACAGAUCAAAGAAUAACCCAACAGAGUUGCAGUCCCUGAUAUCAAAAUGGCGAAGAAGUUCCCAAGCAUUGCUGUAUGAGCUACAAUCAGCCUUAUCCACAGAUAACAAAAAAUUACGCCUUACUCAACUGAUAGAUAAUUUUGGACUAGAUGACAAACUUUUACAUUAUAUUAGAACAGAAGAAGACUUUACAGAUGCAUGAUACAAGUGUUUUAAAAACACAUCUGGCUUUUGAACUGCAUCAUCAGUCUGUAAAAACCAUGUAAUUCUUGCGGGAAAAAAAUAAUUUAGGGGUGGAAAUAACCCUUUUGCUGACUUGUAUGGCAAAAUUGUUCUUUAAAAUAAUGGAAAAGGACAGUGGGCUACAUUGUUUUGCAUUUCCUGGUGUUUGUGGUAACUAGGUCUGUGUGGAUCCCUACAGGUUGUAACAAAUGAAACUGCUUUUGCUUUUAGUCUAUGAAUAUGCAAAUUUUAUUCUUCUAAUAAAGGAAUUAAUCUUUGAACCAGUAAA